AUGCAGUUCAACAUCAACACCGUGGCCCUCCUCGCCGCCCUCCUCCCCCUCGCAUCCGCCGUCCCCUCGGACGUCAACGCCGUCGACGCCACCCUGGCAAAGAGACAGAGACAGUACCAGUGCGAGACCUCAAACAACCUCGGCGCCUGCAACAACGCCAUUGCCAGGCUGAGAGGUCACGAGGCCAGGGGCUGCGACGUCUGGUCAUGCAUCGGUGCCUUUGCGGCCGUGAUCCCAGCUUGUGGAGCUGCUGUUGAUGAGCUCUUCCUGAACGGUGCCGGAGACAUGUGGCUGACUUUUGAUGUAGACCCUCUCGCUGAUGUCGCUUGCCUCGGAGCCGUGGCCAACUUCCAAGGCCCUUGCAAGGGCUGCGAGCCUUUCUAG
Messenger RNA from Colletotrichum fioriniae, 384 nucleotides. The record is from RefSeq and is a predicted model, not a curated record. Lineage: Eukaryota; Fungi; Ascomycota; Sordariomycetes; Glomerellales; Glomerellaceae.